Copidosoma floridanum is the source of this 2139-nucleotide messenger RNA. Its product is annotated as alpha-galactosidase MYORG. The record is from RefSeq and is a predicted model, not a curated record. NCBI's taxonomy places the organism in Eukaryota, Metazoa, Arthropoda, Insecta, Hymenoptera, Encyrtidae. Gene Ontology annotation, biological process: carbohydrate metabolic process. Gene Ontology annotation, molecular function: hydrolase activity, hydrolyzing O-glycosyl compounds.
UUGAUUUGUUAACAACUGAUACGCGCUUCGUUGUGAAAAGAAGAAAAAAUAACUUCUGGGAAUGUGCGCGAAGUGCCAAAUGGGCUGUCGAUCAGUGACGGUACAGCGUGAUGAAGGUUCCUCUCGUUUGCGUAUUUUCGAUCCUGUUUGCCGGCAGUAGUCUAUGCGAUGUGUCCAAAAACGAGAGUAAGUUGACGAAAAAAAUAAGAACCGGAUACGUUGACAUUGAAACGAAAGACAACAGAAUAGUUUUGGUCAUCCGUAAAAGCGAUGGGAGGAAGAUCAGUGCCUCCCUGUACACCAAGUACCCAGGCUCGAUGAGCAACGAGUCCCUGAAAAUCGAGCAGGACUGCGAGCGGCUGACCACCUGCAUCCAAUUGGGCAACAGGACCCACGCCAGGAUAAAAACCGAUCCCGAAAAGGAAACGGUCCAGGUGAAUCGCAGCACGUCGACCGCCUCGGGCCAACUGGCCGAUUGUUUCGCCCUUACCGAGGACGUCCUCUGGUUCGGGGGCCCGGAGCGCCGGAUCCAGCACUGGCCGGUCCAGAACACCUACGUCGAGGACGAGGCGUACCUGCCGAGCCACCCCCAGCACAUGGGCGUCGCCGAGAGGUACUGGGUGACCAGCAGCGGGGUCUACCUCCUCGCCGCCCAGAGGGAGCCGCUCUUCCUCGACCAGAACAACCUCAAGGACCGGCACCUCUGCCUCGUCGCCAAGAACAGCCCGCCUUACCAGCGCCGCGACGAGGUGACUCUCAGCUACGAGAUCGGCGUGUUCGCAGAUACGCGGGCCGCCCACCUCUACGUCGUUGACAAGCACUUCGACAAGCCAAAGGCCCACCCGAGCGAGCUCAUGGUCGGUCGGCCCGUGUGGUCGACCUGGCCGAGGUUCCAGGCCGACGUCAACGAGUCCCGCGUCCGGGAAUUCGCCCGGCAGAUCGGGGCCAGUGGCCUCGGCGCCAGCCAAAUCGAGAUCGACGACAAGUGGGAGACGUGCUACGGCUCCGCGAAAUUCGACCCGGCCAAGUUCCCCAGCCCGAGGAACCUCACCGGUGACCUCAAAGCCCUGGGUUUCCGGGUCGCGCUCUGGGUCCACCCGUUCGUCAACAAAGGCUGCAACGGCACCGAGGGCGGCUACGACUCGGCCCUCCAGAAGGGCUACUUCGUCAAGAACGAAAAGGGCGAGGUGCGCACGAGCUGGUGGCAAGGCAGUGACGCAGCAGUGGUUGAUUUCACGAACCCCAAGGCGGUCGAUUGGUGGGUGGGCCGAUUGAAGAAGCUGCAGAAGGAGUCGGGCGUCGACGGUUUCAAAUUUGACGCGGGUGAGGAGUCCUGGCUGCCAAAGGGUAGGCCACAGCUGAGCGGAGACAAAGACCUGCUGCCCGGCGCUUACAGCCGCGAGUACGCGACCAUCCUGGCCGAGAGAUUCGGCGACAGUGCAGAGGUGCGGGUCGGCUGGCGCACCCAGGGCUUGCCGGUCUUUGUGCGUAUGAUCGACAAGGACUCGAGGUGGACCUGGAACAACGGGCUGCCUACUCUCGUGACGACGCUGCUGCAGAUGAACUUGAAUGGGUACGUCUUCGUCCUGCCCGACGUGGUUGGCGGCAAUGGAUACGUCGAAGGCCAGUCUCGGGACACUCGAGCGCCGUCCAAGGAACUGUUCAUCCGGUGGAUGCAGGCAACCGUCUUCAUGCCCGUUAUGCAGUACUCCUUUGCGCCCUGGGACUACGACAACGAGACGAUCGAGAUCAGCAAAAAAUUUACGGAUCUUCACGCGCAAUACGCACCAAAAAUGAUCGAGCUAAUGAAAAAGGCAGUAAAGACCGGGACUCCGAUAAAUUUGCCGGUUUGGUGGCUGGAGCCGUCAAACGCAAAGGCUCUCAGAGUCAACGACCAGUUUUUGCUGGGAGAAGAGAUUUUGGUAGCCCCCAUCCUCGAAGAAGGCGCCAGAUCUCGCUACAUUUACCUUCCGCCUGGCCAGUGGAGGGAUCCGAGAACUCAAAUCGAUUACGCCGGUCCCAUGGAGUAUCACGAUUACCCAGCCCCAUUGGAUGUAUUACCGUAUUUUAUAAAAUCUUGAUAAAACGGCACGAUUGACAACUACGUUUCGAGGCUGUUACUUUAAUUUAAAGUUUAAU